This is a messenger RNA of Nyctereutes procyonoides (raccoon dog), 1205 nucleotides long. Its product is annotated as translation initiation factor IF-2-like. NCBI's taxonomy places the organism in Eukaryota, Metazoa, Chordata, Mammalia, Carnivora, Canidae. The record is from RefSeq and is a predicted model, not a curated record. The transcript is spliced from 6 exons. Bases 1 to 939 code for a protein of 312 amino acids.
AUGGGGGCCGCUGGCACCCAGGAGCCCGGGGUCCUGACGGAAACGUCAGGGGGUCGCGGGGGAGUCGGGGCCGUGCGGCGCAUGGCGGGGGCGGGAAUGUUUCAGUUUCCUUUCCCUGCAGACACUGGGCGGAGCGAAGGGCCGGGCGGGCGGCCGGGAGGAGGGGGAGGAGGGGAGGAGGAGGAGGAGGAGGAGGAGGUGGAGGGGAGAAGGAGGGGGAGGAGGGGGCCGGGCCCUGUGGCCCCGCCGGCCGCCCCGCCCUCAGCUUCCCCCGGCGGCGGGGCCGGCGGGCUCGGGCGCGCGCGGCUGAGGGGACGGGACCGCGGGAGGCGGGUUAGCAGCGCCCAAAGCCGUCGCAGGCCUCAGCCCGCCCCGGAGAAGGGGCAACCCGGCGGGCGGCUCGGUGCGUGUGAAGCGCGACAUGGCGGCGAGGCCGACGAGCCCCGGGGGCCCCGACGUACGGCGAAGGGGGCGGGGCUAGGGCGGCCUUGGCAACCAUUACAUCGCCUCGGGCUGGGCGGCUUGCAAACUACAUUUCCCAGAGGGCCCCGCGUGCCGCGGGACGGAAGGGGAAGCGCCUCGGGUGCAGUGCGCAGACGCGAGAGCUUCCUCUGGUAUAUAAGAGCGGUCUGGAUGCCUUUUCGGCCUUUUCCGUCCUCGGCGCUUUCCUGCUGGUCUUCACUGGGCUUCUGCCGCGUUCGAUGUUGUGCGGGCACGGGAGCCCGGGUGUGCUGCUCUGUGCGGUCUGCGCGAUCACAGGGUACGGAAUGGAUCUCGGAGGAGGGCGUCGCUGCUGGGCCUUCAGGAGAGCCCGCGGUACAGCCCCAGAGCCAUCGGUCUCCUGAUCUCCGGCGUUUAAUGUUGACAAGAGACUUCGAGUGGACCAGGAGUGGGAAGGAGUUGGCCUGGAGCCCUGUGAAGCCACAGGGCAGUAAAUAGAUGGCAGCCUGAUGUGCUUGGUUCAGUCUGUCCUGUUACAGGAGUUUCUCAACUUUGGAGUUUGGAAUACAAGGCUUCUUGGAAAAGAUUGACUGUAUGCUUACCUGAGAAAGGGUGAUCUUGCUGAAUCCGUCUCCCAAAGCUUUUUUGUAAUCUGAAAUCCUCUAGAUUUCUCUGACCAUUUUGAAGAAUUAAGGAUUAUGGUUAAACUUGGUAAAAUUUUUUAUUUGUAUCUUUCCUAUCUGAAGAAAAUAAAAUUCUUUAAA